CUUUCCUCACGUGGAAAGACAGACGGACAAUCCGGUUCAGUGUGCUGGAUCCACGCUCCUGAAGGACCCGGGCUGCAGCUCCACGCCGACUCUCACACCGAGAACACUUCCAGAAAAUGGCCUUCAGAAAAUUCCUGCCCUUGUUUGACCGUGUGCUGGUGGAGCGCUUCACAGCAGAGACGGUAACGAAGGGAGGCAUCAUGCUGCCGGAGAAGGCUCAAGGCAAAGUGCUGGAGGCCACUGUAGUGGCAGUAGGACCUGGCUCUGUCAACCAGGAUUUCUACAACUGGCCGGAUGAAUCAUUUGAGGAGAUGGACAGCACCCUGGCUGUCCAACAGUACAUUCAGCAGAACAUCAGAUCAGAUUGCUCCAAUAUCGACAAAAUCCUGGAGCCUCCAGAGGGUCAGGACGAGGGGGUGUGGAAGUAUGAACACCUCAGGCAGUUCUGUCUGGAGCUCAAUGGAUUAGCUGUAAAACUGCAGAGCGAGUGCCAUCCAGACACCUGCACCCAGAUGACCGCCACAGAGCAGUGGAUCUUUUUAUGUGCUGCCCACAAGACACCCAAAGAGUGCCCUGCCAUUGAUUACACCAGGCACACGCUGGACGGAGCUGCCUGUCUUCUCAAUAGCAACAAAUACUUCCCCAGCAGGGUGAGCAUCAAGGAGUCAUCGGUGGCCAAGCUGGGCUCCGUCUGUCGUCGCAUCUAUAGGAUAUUCUCUCAUGCCUACUUCCAUCACCGCCAGAUAUUUGACAAGUAUGAGAAUGAAACGUUCCUGUGUCACCGGUUCACGCGCUUCGUCAUGAAGUACAACCUGAUGUCCAAGGACAACCUGAUUGUGCCGAUCCUGGAGGAGGAAGUGCAGAACACCUCAUCAGCCGGGGAGAGCGAGGCCUAAGAUACAGCUGCUGCCAUAAGGGAGACACAUGUAAACACACCAUAUUUACACAUUACAGAGGAGACACACACACACACACACACACACACACACCUGCAUAUACACGACACACAUAUAUAUAUAAAUAUAUAUAUACACACUACAGUGUAUUAAGGCUCCUGUCUAGUAACACUGUCCAUGUCCCUCCUCCCUUGUCACCUGUGUCUAUCUCAAAGGAAGUAAGGGUAAAGAAUACUGGGAGCAGAGUUCAGCCAUGCCUGCAGGACAAGAUGAUAUUUUCUAUUUACACUCUCUCUGUGCGUCCAGACUCACACCGUGCGUCUGGACUCAGCCCUGCUCUCACACUACUACUCCUUUAGGGAAAACCUUUCUCUUUAAUCUUCUUUAAGCAGCUGGAUUUGCAAAAGACCUACGUAAUCAUGGUGACCUGUAUUGUUGACAAAGGCACACACUGACAGCCCCCCCCCCCUUCUGUAUAUAACCCCAACCUCAAACCCCCCCACCCCACCCCUCUCUCUCUCUCUCUGUUAAUUCACUAUCAUGUUUUCUGAUGGUGCUUCACUUUUCUGUGUCUGCUUCUGUUCUCUGUUUGCUUGUGUUGCCUACCAGCCUGUUUUCUGGGGGUGUCCCAUGAAAUGGAUCACUAAAUUAGCCUGCUGACUUAAUAAUGCUAUUAAAACACAGUGUAGGUGUGUGGCUUGUGUGGUAGUGAACAAAGAAAAAAAACAAAAAAAAAAAACGUAACCUCUAGCUCUGUUCGUGUACUAGCAGUCAGAUAUUCUUUCUCUUCGGCCUCUGAAGUGACGGAGCGUUUAGAAGACGUUCCUCGGCUAACUCUGAUCCUGCUUUGUGACAUGCCCCCAUUUUAAUACUGUGUAAAAAUGUGACCGAUGUUCUUUCCUUGACAUUAUAGUAACUGAAACGAUGAAUUUAAGGGCAGAGACUGCGCUGCUGUAGGCCAGUUUUUUCCCGCUUUAAACAUUUGAUCGAGUAAAUGCAACGAGGAAGGAGUGAAUAUCGGCUACAUUUAAGUAUUGGAGCACAACGUCUCUUAUUUUACCCUCUCCCUCAUUAAGUUAUUUUGUGGGAGGAGUCUUGUCAAUCCAACCCACUUUUUUUUUUUAAAUGGACUAAAAAAAAUUUUGUUACUGUUGACAUUUUCAUGAUGUCUGUUAAUAAAAAAGACCUAUUAUUCA
Seriola dumerili (greater amberjack) is the source of this 2092-nucleotide messenger RNA. Its product is annotated as MOB-like protein phocein. Gene Ontology annotation, cellular component: cytoplasm; mitochondrial matrix. The record is from RefSeq and is a predicted model, not a curated record. NCBI's taxonomy places the organism in Eukaryota, Metazoa, Chordata, Actinopteri, Carangiformes, Carangidae. The coding region runs from base 117 to 896 and encodes 259 amino acids. Gene Ontology annotation, molecular function: protein folding chaperone; ATP binding; protein-folding chaperone binding. The transcript is spliced from 9 exons.